CACAAUGCACCGGGGCGCUUUCGCUACAUCAGUUCACAUCCGUUCGGCUCUAUCAGUGCUGGAAAAGGACUUUGAGAAACUGCAGCGAUGUCAGUCCAGGUUGUGGCAGCGAAAAUGGCAGAGGUCGAACUCAAAGACGUUCCCACCGGCAAAGACUUGUCGGCCGGAUCCCCGAUGUCACCGACAUCCGAGGACAAGUCCCUGCCUAAAAUCGACUCGUUUGCGGCGGGUUCCUCUGGCUCUGCCGCCGCGUCCCUCACCGUGGAGUCCUCCGCGAAAGCCGGCGACAGCAGCCCGGGCUUACUCACCCCGAACGCCGCUAAGCUUCCUCAGGCGUCGGCUAUGAAGCGUACCGACCCGCAGCAGAACGGAGGGGAGGCUUUUGUCAACCGUGACGGCACCGUCGCCGAAGCUCCACGAAUGAAAAAGAUUCAGUUUGCUGAGCAGAAACAAGAGUUCAACAAGCGUCCCUCCAAGAUCGGCCGGCGUUCCCUAUCCCGUUCCAUCUCCCAGUCGUCCACAGACAGCUACAGCUCAGCUGCAUCGUACACGGACAGCUCUGAUGAUGAGACCUCCCCUCGGGACAAGCAACAGAAAAAUUCCAAAGGCAACGGAGAUUUUUGCAUCAAAAACAUCAAACAGGCCGACUUUGGACGCAGGGAGAUUGAGAUUGCCGAGCAGGAAAUGCCAGCCCUGAUGGCUUUGAGGAAGCGGGCUCAGGGGGAGAAACCCCUCGCUGGUGCCAAAGUGGUGGGCUGCACACACAUCACUGCCCAAACAGCUGUGCUUAUGGAGACUCUGUCAGCUUUGGGGGCUCAGUGCCGGUGGGCGGCGUGCAACAUCUACUCCACCCAGAACGAGGUGGCAGCUGCCCUGGCCGAGGGAGGAUUCAGUGUGUUUGCGUGGAAGGGUGAGUCAGAGGACGACUUCUGGUGGUGCAUCGACCGCUGCGUCAACGUGGAGGGAUGGCAGCCUAACAUGAUUCUGGAUGAUGGUGGAGACCUGACUCACUGGAUCUAUAAAAAAUAUCCCAGCAUGUUCAAGAAGAUCAAGGGCAUCGUGGAGGAGAGUGUCACUGGUGUGCAUCGGUUAUACCAACUGUCCAAAGCAGGGAAGCUGUGUGUUCCAGCCAUGAAUGUCAACGACUCUGUGACAAAGCAAAAGUUUGACAACCUCUACUGCUGCAGAGAGUCCAUCCUGGAUGGGUUGAAGAGGACCACCGACGUGAUGUUUGGAGGCAAACAGGUGGUGGUGUGUGGAUACGGAGAGGUGGGGAAAGGCUGCUGCGCAGCCCUCAAAGCGAUGGGCUCCAUUGUUUAUGUGACAGAGAUAGACCCCAUCUGCGCUCUGCAGGCCUGCAUGGACGGUUUUCGGCUGGUCAAACUCAACGAAGUCAUCAGACAAGUGGACAUCGUCAUCACCUGCACAGGGAAUAAGAACGUGGUGGUGAGGGAGCACCUGGACCGCAUGAAGAACGGCUGCAUCGUCUGCAACAUGGGACACUCCAACACGGAGAUCGACGUGGCGAGCCUGCGGACUCCGGAGCUGACCUGGGAGAGGGUGCGCUCUCAGGUGGACCACGUCAUCUGGCCUGACGGUAAAAGGAUAGUCCUGCUCGCAGAGGGUCGUCUGCUGAAUCUCAGCUGUUCUACCGUCCCCACUUUUGUUCUUUCCAUCACUGCCACAACCCAGGCUCUAGCCUUGAUAGAGCUCUACAAUGCCCCAGAGGGACGCUACAAACAGGAUGUUUAUCUGUUGCCUAAAAAGAUGGACGAAUAUGUGGCCAGCUUACAUCUCCCAACCUUCGACGCACAUCUUACAGAGCUGACUGACGAGCAGGCCAAGUACCUGGGCUUGAACAAGAACGGGCCCUUUAAGCCGAACUAUUAUAGGUAUUAAACCAGUGGGUUUUUUGGGGGGGGGGUUGUUACCUGAAGUCAUGUUAAUACUCAAUGAAUCACAGAGGGAGAGGAGGACGGACAGGAAAGUCGACUCAUCUGCUUUUACAUCCAGGACCGCAGAAUUUGGGCAUGUAUUCCCCUACAGUCGUGGCAGUUUUAUUUAUCCACGUUUACCACAGUAGUGAUGAUUAAAACAAAUUUAGCGGCCAUUCGCCACGAGGACAUGUCACUUCCCGCCAUCGUCUUCGCGCUCUUAAGAUGCUCAAUUGUGUGUGAAGUUGUCCGUGAAUCCUCCAUCCUCACCGCUGCCAGAUCUUUUAUUCUUUAUUUGUUUAAAAUGUAAUUACAUAUGCGGAAAAAAAUCAUUGAUUUAAAAGAGAAAAGAAAAAAACUGAUUUUUGUGUCUGACAUUUUUUCUUUUUGUAUCCUGUAGUCGUUGUCCUUUUCUACUUUGUUCUCUGUGAAAUAAUUAGCAAGGAGGGGCGGGGCUAGUUUAGUAGGCAGGUGUCAGGCCCCAAACAUAUCUUGUGUUUUAUUUGACAAAUAUUCGGAUUUUUGUUUUCAAGCAUAUUUUUUUUAUAAUGUUACUUUUUGUUUUGUUGUUUUCCUUUUUAUUCUUUUUUUCAUGUCUUUAACCGUCUCUGGAAGGAAUCCAAACCAAUCAUUCUACAUUUUCACAAUAGAAUCGCCUCAUAAGCUGCUUUUAUUUUCUCAACUUCUGGCUGUUUAAACCUUCCAGUGUAGAAAUAAUGACAAGUAUUUAACCUUCAAUAUUUUCCUUUGGAUGGCUACACUGUAUUAAAAGCACGGCAGACCCUCCACACAAAGGUAUACUGUAUAUUUAGAUAUUUAUAGAGAUUGUAGGAUUCUUUUAUUUUAUAUUUUUUUUGUCUUUGCUGCUCCAUCUACCAUCAUCAUUAUUUUUUUUUGAUAGAAUCAAGAGGAAAACUGCAGAUUAAAUGUGUAAUAAAUGCUUUCAAAACCCCAACUGUGAAUAUGGUAACACACGGUGAAAAUACAAGUUGUUGCCGGGCAGAUUUCCUCUCUCGGCAUCUCUGUGAAUGCUGUACUGCCGCUGACGCUAACAGCCUAGGUACUUAAUGGUUUCAAUUCUUUUUCACCUAAAUCGUUGCAUUUUCUUUCUUUACAAGAAGCACAUCUUUUCCGAAUUUGCAAAUAAUCUGUCAUAGUUUCCAUAGGCGAUGCUCGGCACUCCUUCCACCUUUCAACAUGUUUAUUUCUAUAAACAAACUACACAAAAAACUUUUUUUAAUGGCUGAAAAAAAUCCUAUUCAUGUCAAAUUUCAGUAACUUUUUU
This is a messenger RNA of Oryzias latipes (Japanese medaka), 3219 nucleotides long. RefSeq names its product adenosylhomocysteinase like 2b (gene ahcyl2b). Gene Ontology annotation, cellular component: cytosol. Lineage: Eukaryota; Metazoa; Chordata; Actinopteri; Beloniformes; Adrianichthyidae. Gene Ontology annotation, biological process: L-methionine cycle. The record is from RefSeq and is a predicted model, not a curated record.